AUGCGCUCCGGCUCUCUUGCUUCCCCCGCGAAAACGCCCUGGGGGAUAUCGUCGUCAACUCGGUCGACUCCUACCAGAUCCGCAUUGCGAUCUCCGGGACUUCCUAAACAACAUGCUCGCAACGUCGCUCGCAAACUUGGUGCUUCCCAUGGCUUGAUUUUCCUUGCCGGUCAACCGACAAUCAACUUGCGCGACUCCGACCAAGCGCGACCGUUCCGUCAACGUCGAUACUUCUAUUACCUCAGUGGCGUGGAUGAGCCCGAUUGCACUCUCACAUACGAUAUCGCAUUGGAUCUCUUGACCCUCUAUGUUCCGGACUUCGAUCUACACCGCGCGAUCUGGAUGGGUCCGACCCUUUCCCGAGAGGAUGCCCAAGAUCGCUACGACAUCGACCGUGUCCUCUAUCAAUCGUCGCUGAAGCCCGAGCUGGAAUCAUGGCUGAGCCAACGAGUCCAGAACAGUUCUCUCUACAUGGUUCACGAAUCGGAAACUCCCGAUGGACUACCGACCGAGCUUCCGCUGAACACAAAACAACUUAUGCCCGCCAUGGAUGCGGCUCGAGGUGUCAAGGACGAGUAUGAGAUUCGCAUGAUUCGUCAAGCCAACAAAGUCUCGGGAUUGGCACAUCGCAGAAUUCUCGAACGUAUCCAAAAAAUGACCAACGAGUCAGAGAUCGAAGGAUUGUUCCUCGACACGUGUUUUUCGCACGGUGCUCGGAACCAGGCAUAUCAGAUUAUCGCGGCAUCGGGUCCUAACGCAGCAGUCCUUCAUUACGAUCGGAAUAAUGAGUCUUUGCACAAGAAACCCCUUGUAUGUCUUGACGCUGGCGCGGAGUGGAACUGCUAUGCAAGCGAUGUGACUCGAACAUUCCCGCUCACGGGAGAGUGGCCCAACCAAUAUGUACGGGAUAUUUAUAAGUUAGUGGAGCGAAUGCAAGAGGAGUGCAUCAAGCAGAUCCGCAGGGGUACUCGAUAUCUAUCUUUGCACGACUUGGCGCAUGAUAUUGCGAUUGAUGGUCUCUUGGCCAUUGGAGUCCUUAAAGGCGGCAAGCACGCAGAAAUUCGCGCGUCUGGUGCCUCGAAGUCUUCCAUCAUGGCCAUGCACCCAGAUUUUGAUCAUGAACAAUAUGGCCCGGUUUUGAGUCCCUACAGUCUUUCACCAUGUACAGUCUCAGCACCAUUGUUGGAGGAGGGUAUGGUAUUGACUGUAGAACCGGGUCUCUACUUCUCGCCGCUGGCUCUCGCGAAUGCGCGCAAGCAGCCGUUCGCAAAGUAUAUUGAUUUUGACGUGGCAGCAAAAUAUGUCCCUAUUGGCGGCGUGCGUAUUGAGGAUGACAUUCUCGUGACGGCUAACGGAUAUGAGAAUCUUACUACAGCGCCUAAAGGCGAUGAGAUGCUUGCAAUUAUUCGUGGGUCUUCGUAG
Molecule: messenger RNA, 1422 nt
Organism: Penicillium cosmopolitanum
Lineage: Eukaryota; Fungi; Ascomycota; Eurotiomycetes; Eurotiales; Aspergillaceae
Product: aminopeptidase P family protein
Exons: 3
Coding region: 1-1422 (473 amino acids)
Molecular function (GO): manganese ion binding; metalloaminopeptidase activity
Source: RefSeq, a predicted model, not a curated record